AUGGCUCCCACCCCAAUCCCAACCGACACCGACAUCGACACGCUCUCCCCCCUCUCCUUCAUCCUGGUCCUCACCAUAUCUGGAAUGCUCCUCGUCUCCUUUGCCGCCAUUUCGUUCCGCCGCCCGGAAUCACAACCACUCAUCUCGCGAUACGAUACGUACCUCUCAAUCGCGCGGGCACGGGACCUACCCCGCAGCCGUAAGGAACGCCGCCGCCGCCCGAGACGGACGGCGGGUGUACCCAAAAUCCAGAUCAUCGUCGUUAUCGAGGACAAUUACGACAAUGCAGCGCCGGCGCAGGAUACGAGCCGCCUGUGCGUGCCCAGCUUGGAAGCAUUGGCCGGGGAGCGCGAGGACUGCCACGGAUGGGACGAGCCGUAUACGAUGAGUGCCGAGGACGAGGUGUACUUGAUGCACGUCUUGUCCCAGCGCAUCCAACUGGACGACGGGUGGAGGAAAUGA
This is a messenger RNA of Cutaneotrichosporon cavernicola, 462 nucleotides long. RefSeq lists its product as uncharacterized. The transcript has a single exon. The record is from RefSeq and is a predicted model, not a curated record. Lineage: Eukaryota; Fungi; Basidiomycota; Tremellomycetes; Trichosporonales; Trichosporonaceae. The coding region runs from base 1 to 462 and encodes 153 amino acids.